Nomascus leucogenys (northern white-cheeked gibbon) is the source of this 1114-nucleotide messenger RNA. It is a transcript of the gene FMC1, whose product is annotated as formation of mitochondrial complex V assembly factor 1 homolog. Lineage: Eukaryota; Metazoa; Chordata; Mammalia; Primates; Hylobatidae. The record is from RefSeq and is a predicted model, not a curated record. Gene Ontology annotation, cellular component: mitochondrion. The transcript has 2 exons. The coding region runs from base 680 to 1021 and encodes 113 amino acids.
AUAAGGCAUUGGCCUCCUAAGCCAGGGAUUGUGGGUUCGAGUCCCAUCUGGGGUGGCAUGAGUUUUUUUUUUUUGGCCUCUAAAAUACUUUUCUCCUCUUCUAAACAAAGCGAAAUAUGUCAACUUUUUUUUUUUUUAAAUGGGAGGCGUGUGUGUGUUUUUACUAGCUGGUAGGCUGCAAUUUUCGAGAAUCUCCACACUCCCAUGUCCUUUCGCUGAGCCGCAGGUCCCCUGGGAUUUGGGGAAACGUCAGUACGUUGAAUUUUGAUAUCCCUUCUAUAAAUCAUUUAAAAAUGUCUUCUCAGCGUGUUCCAUAUCAAAUCCACACCCACACCCCCCGCCGGGCCCGCUUCUCCUGAGACUCAGCGGUUGGUCGGCUAACGGGCAUCUUCAGUGACGCAGUGAAGAAAGGCCCUUGUUUCCCCAAACCCUUGUUCUGGGUUAGAGGACCUGGUACCGUCAGUUAACAGUCGGGUUUCGUUUGGUUUUCUUGUUAGGGCGCCCCUCGGCCUUCGAUUAAUAAGGCUCGGUACAACGGACAAGUGAGCGGUUCCACUGCUCGUCAGUCGAUAGGGGGAGUCGGUAGUCGGUCUGACCGUACCAUUAGGCGCCUGGGCGGGAGGAGGGGUUUUGCAGGGUCGUAGGACGCCGUCGGGAACCAGGCUCGGAGGACAGGAAAAUGGCGGCCUUAGGGUCCCCGGCGCACACUUUUCGAGGACUUCUGCGGGAGUUGCGCUACCUGAGCGCGGCCACCGGCCGACCCUAUCGCGACACCGCGGCCUAUCGGUACCUUGUGAAGGCUUUCCGUGCACAUCGGGUCACCAGUGAAAAGUUGUGCAGAGCCCAACAUGAGCUUCAUUUCCAAGCUGCCACCUAUCUCUGCCUCCUGCGUAGCAUCCGGGAACAUGUGGCCCUACAUCAGGAAUUUCAUGGCAAGGGUGAGCGCUCAGUGGAGGAGUCUGCUGGCUUGGUGGGUCUCAAGUUGCCCCGUCAGCCUGGAGGGAAGGGCUGGGAGCCAUGAACAUGGAGAGUAUCCUUGGAUGCUGCAUUCAUAAGAGAAUUGAAUAAUUUCUAUCAAUAUGUAUUUAUCAUUAAAUUUUUUUUUUAAGUUUAA